AUAGACAAAUAGAACUAUCACCAUGGUCAGACAAGAUAAGUACUCCGUCAUUCUUCCAACAUACAAUGAGAGACGCAACUUACCAAUUUUGGUAUACUUGUUGAACAAGACCUUCACCGAACAUUCAAUUGACUGGGAGGUGAUUAUUGUUGACGACAAUUCCCCAGAUGGAACCCAAGAAAUUGCCCGUAAGUUAAUCGACAUCUAUGGAGCCGACCACAUCCAAUUGCGUCCUCGUGCUGGUAAAUUAGGGUUAGGUACUGCUUAUGUCCACGGUCUUCAAUAUGUCACUGGUGAAUUUGUUAUUAUUAUGGAUGCUGAUUUCUCUCACCAUCCAGAAGCAAUUCCUGAAUUCAUUGCCAAGCAAAAAUCGCAAAACUUUGAUAUCGUCACUGGAACAAGAUAUGCCGGUGAUGGAGGUGUCUACGGUUGGGAUUUCAAGAGAAAGUUGAUUAGUAGAGGUGCCAACUUCUUAGCCACAGUGGUGUUGAGACCAAAUGUCUCCGAUUUGACUGGUUCUUUUAGAUUAUACAAGACCCCUGUCUUGAAGAAGAUUAUUGAAGUUACUCAAUCCAAGGGUUAUGUUUUCCAAAUGGAAAUGAUGGUUAGAGCAAGAUCAUUGGGAUUCACCGUGGGUGAAGUUCCUAUUAGUUUCGUUGAUCGUUUGUAUGGGGAAUCUAAAUUAGGGGGUGAUGAAAUUGUUCAAUAUGCUAAGGGGGUGUGGACUUUGUUUACAAGUGUAUAGAUAGUCAGUAGUAAAUUAUAUAAGUAAUUUUAUUCCACCAAGCACAGCAGUUCUAUGUAAACAGACGU
Spathaspora passalidarum NRRL Y-27907 is the source of this 813-nucleotide messenger RNA. It is a transcript of the gene DPM1, whose product is annotated as dolichyl-phosphate beta-D-mannosyltransferase. NCBI's taxonomy places the organism in Eukaryota, Fungi, Ascomycota, Pichiomycetes, Serinales, Debaryomycetaceae. The record is from RefSeq and is a predicted model, not a curated record. Gene Ontology annotation, cellular component: endoplasmic reticulum membrane. Bases 23 to 745 code for a protein of 240 amino acids. The transcript has a single exon. Gene Ontology annotation, molecular function: dolichyl-phosphate beta-D-mannosyltransferase activity. Gene Ontology annotation, biological process: protein O-linked glycosylation via mannose; GPI anchor biosynthetic process.